This is a messenger RNA of Ogataea parapolymorpha DL-1, 2583 nucleotides long. RefSeq lists its product as uncharacterized. The record is from RefSeq and is a predicted model, not a curated record. Bases 1 to 2583 code for a protein of 860 amino acids. Gene Ontology annotation, molecular function: zinc ion binding; RNA polymerase II cis-regulatory region sequence-specific DNA binding; DNA-binding transcription factor activity, RNA polymerase II-specific. Gene Ontology annotation, biological process: DNA-templated transcription; positive regulation of transcription from RNA polymerase II promoter by galactose. Gene Ontology annotation, cellular component: nucleus. NCBI's taxonomy places the organism in Eukaryota, Fungi, Ascomycota, Pichiomycetes, Pichiales, Pichiaceae. The transcript has a single exon.
AUGCAGGAUUUCUCACUAGAUGCUUCGUCAACUUCGAUCUUCAAAAAAGAGACUCCUCAACAAAUUUUAUCCCGUCUUCCAGAUGAAUUCAUGGCCACCGAUCUAUCUAAUAACACCAAUUUUGAUUGGUCAGAAGAUGAUGAAGAGAGAGAGAAAGGUUUGAUGAUGAACGGAUCACCGUCGUCUCCAUCGUCAAUAACAUCUUUACACGAACCAAAAAAUUCGGUGAUUUCUUUCAACUCGCUUGACCACCUUCAUACAAGCCAAGCUCAGUCGUCGACUAUCAGCACAAAGACCAACAAUUCGUCUCUUUGUACUUCACCAUAUCUUCGAGCUGUUGCUCCUUCCUUUUCUACGGAUGGGAUGGGAGUCAAUCCCACUACCAAAUCAGGAUUUUUGGGCGUAGGAUCUUCGUCUUCAUUUUUGAGGGUCAUGAAGAUUGACAAGAUUGAUGAGGAAGAUGUCGCAGAUUUUGUGAAUUCUGGUGCCACAGAUACGGAUUUUGUCAUGGAUGAUUUUGAUUUGACAUCUUGCAACAACAGUUCUGAAACAAGAAAGCCAAUGAAAUCCCCACCGAACGUGACCAUGAAUCCUCAGAUCAAGAAGCAGAUAGUAGAGGGGUUGAAGAGGGGUCUUGACAACAUGGAACAGAAUAAAAUAGGCGAGGAGCUCGAGCAGUAUCUGAAUAUGAGGUCAACACAAGAAGAGUUUUUGCAAAGCUAUUUCAGAUAUUAUCAUACUUCCUAUCCCUUUAUUCAUAAGGAAACAUUCAUGAAACAUUACAGAAAACAGUUGCCUGUUAAGAAUGAGGCUCAUUGGCUUGUUUUGUUUAAUACAGUUCUUGCCUUAGGCUGCUGGUGUUUACAUGGGGAUCAUACUACCAUUGAUCUUGCAUAUUAUCAUCGUGCUAAGAAAGCUUUGAAUACAGGUGCCAAUGUAUUCGAAUGUGGUAAUAUUAUGUUACUGAGUGCUUUGAUUCUACUGAGCAAUUACUCGCAAAAGCGGAAUAAACCAAAUACCGGAUGGAAUUUCUUGGGCUUAGCAGUAAGGAUGGCAAUAUCUCUGGGAAUGCACAAAGAGUUCAAUGAGCAAUCGAAUAGUCGGGAAACUCGUAAAGAAGAUCUGUUGAAUCUUGAAAUCAAAAGACGUCUAUGGUGGGGUUUGUACAUUUUCGACGCUGGAGCAUCGAUAACAUUUGGAAGACCGAUUAACCUGCCUCCUCCAGAAGUUGUUGAUGUUAAGAUGGUGAGCAACAUAAAUGAUGAUGAGCUUUCUCAGAUCAUUGAGAAUAUGGAUGGUUGCAAUACUGUUACAGAGGAAAUGAUCAACAAACCAUAUCCCACGUUAUACUCCGCCUUGAUUGCACAAACGAAACUGACUUUCCUAACUACACCAUUUUACUCCAAACUGAUCUCCAAGCCUGCUCCCACGUUACAGGAGUGUUUCAGCAUGAACGCGACGUUAGAAAAAUUCAUUGAUGAAUUGCCAGGCUAUUUUCAUGAGGAUGAGUCUGUUGCUAAACGAGAAUUUUUCAACUCUUUACCAACAAAUCUUCGUCAAUCGACGAAUGAAUCACAUCUACCUGAAUGGUUUUUGCUCUCCAGAAAUAGGCUCAUUUGGAGAUAUAGAAACAUGCAAAUAAUUUUGUUCAGGCCUUUUAUUUGGCAAAGAAUUGUGGGAAUUUCCAAUCCUGAAGUGAUGGAAAGCUGCAAAACUGAGGAAGCCAAAGAAGGAAGAAGAAUUUGUCUCAAGGCAGCUUCUGAAACAAUCAAGUCAAUUGAUAAAUUUGUGAAGGAUAAUGAAUCUCAUCUAUCCAUCAUUGCCGUGUGGUAUGCAACAUAUUUCUUGUUCCAGGCUGUUUUGAUCCCAAUUGCUUGCCUGUGUUCUGACUCUUCAUCUUCACAUUCCACUUCAUGGAUGGAUGAUAUUAAUCGCGCUAAAAAUGCCUUGUUAGUUAUGUCAAAAUAUAACUCAAUGGGGUCUAAGUUGACUAAGGUUAUAAAUAAGCUUCUGGGCCAAAAGUCAACUCCAUCAAAUUCGAAGCAAACAGCACCUAGUGAAAAACAAUUUGCUAGCUAUCCAGUUACGAAGGUCAACAGUACAUCUUCGAACGAUUCUCUUUAUAGCCACCCAUCAAGUUGUUUCGCCAAUCAAAGAUAUCCGACAACAGUGUCUUUUGAUGGAUCAAAGCUUGCGAAAUUAACGGAACCGUCAAAGAACUUCAUGGAUAACGUGAGUGAAGAUAUUAGCGCCCAGAACAUGGAAUCGUUCGUGUCCUUGGACACUUAUUUGAAUCUUGAUACGGACAACACCCCUGAUUCUGCAAUGUUUGACUUUGAGAAAAAGAGGAAACUGUCGAAUGCAGAAAAUAUGAAACCUUUCAACUCGUCUAGCACAUCGCUUUUCAAUACAGGACAUACAACUUCAGCUUCCAAUUCCGUUGCCACUCUGAAUAAUUUUGACCUGGACCCUGGUACAGAGCACAAGGAUAAGGAACAGCAUUCCAACAAAAAAGAGCUAUUAAAUGAUAUCUACUCAAUGCUUUUUGACGAAUUUACUGAUCCGAUGGCCUUUAGCGUCUAA